Messenger RNA from Caenorhabditis sp. 36 PRJEB53466, 1557 nucleotides. The record is from the annotation of a GenBank genome assembly. Lineage: Eukaryota; Metazoa; Nematoda; Chromadorea; Rhabditida; Rhabditidae.
AUGAUGAGCGAGAAAGAGGUACAGUAGUCCCUAGACUCAGGCCCCGCCCCAUUUCGACUUGGUCCCACCAAUCCCAUCCGCCGCUGACUCUUUUCUGAGUUUUCUGACCCGAUAUCUUUUUUGCAGUCGCCUUCACCGAAGAGCAAAAGAGAGCCAGAAGAUGAAGGUGAACAAGAAAAAGAGGAGAAGGAUUCGGAAGAGGACACGGCGAAGAAGCUGAAGACGACGUCAAAGUUCACUGUUAAUAGUAUACUGUCGCCGUUGGAGAACCUCGGUAAGUCAAGAAUUCCGUGUUUUCUUUUCCGUUUUCCGCCCCAUUCGCUCCUUCACAAGGCGCGUUGAAAAUGAAUCAAAAGCAAUAAUGGGUAUGAAGUGGUCUCCGAAGAGUCUCUUCAACCCUUCGCCUCCCUCCCUCCCCAUCGAAUCGUUCGUUUCCCUUCGCAGCUCGAGUCCAACAGCAGCUGCUCAAAAUGGCCGCCGCACAGUCUGGAAUUGCGGGCGCCGGAGUGGUGAACGGAGGACCGUUCCCGUACGGUCCCGCACGACUUGCUGCCAAUUACUUUGGCGCCGCAUCGUUUCCAGGGUUCGUUUUGUGAAGCUAACAGACUUUAAAAUAGUUAUUGCAGCUACAAUGGGAAUCAAGGGAACUGGUACAAUGGAAAUGAUGCUCGAUUUGCGGCAGCUGCAGCUUGUGAGUUACAUAUAUAAGUACCGUAAACACUGUAAUAGAAAGCAACUCCCGAUAGAGAUAUUGAAAAGUUGUCGACUAAUGAAAUGUGCACAAUGUCUUUCUGAGAAAUGUAUCAGUUGCCAACUUUUUGAUUCCCCCACCGUCAACUCAUAUAUGUUAUACUGUUUUCCAUAAAAGAACAGAAGACUUUCAGUGCUUCCGUGUACAAUGGAUCCGGUCCGAUCGGCAAUGACCCACCAGUUCCCGAUGAGUUCGAUGGGACAGCGACGGAAAAGAAGAGUCCUGUUCAGUCAGGCGCAAGUGUACGAACUGGAGAGAAGGUUUAAGCAGGCAAAGUACCUGACGGCGCCCGAAAGGGAACAGCUCGCCAACUCGAUUCGGCUGACGCCCACGCAGGUUUGGAUUCACCCUCUUAGAUUCUGCAAACAUUUCUUUCAGGUGAAAAUCUGGUUCCAAAACCAUCGGUACAAGUGUAAACGGCAGGAAAAGGAGAAAGCGAUGAGCGGGCUCGGACAGAGCGACGACGGAAGUUCGCCUCCGCCGGACAACGACGACGAUGACGAGUGGGGAUUCGGGCUGUGUGUCGGACAGAAUAUAACAACAAUUGUUAAUUUCAGCAAGUACUCAAUCGAAUGCGACGACAAAGAUGACGAUGAAGACGUUGCGAAGCAGCAAAUCAAAAGCGAACGGAGUCUUUGCGGUGAGUGGUUGCAAAGUGUUUCCAGUUGCAAAGUGUCCCUCUCACAUUCCAGAUGGCCUACCCCGGUCCCACGAACGCAGCCGCGGCGGUUGCAGCAGCUGCCGCUUUCAAUUUUCCGUUCGCCGCGCAGCCGGGAGCCAAUCCGGCCUACUACAUGCGUUGGUAG